AUGGAGCUGCCAAAGGACACGGUGACCACCUCGACGGACGCAAUGCUGCCGGUCUACGAGCGACGUACGGGGCGCAUCGGCAGUCUGCAUGAAUUUCAGCAGCGCGUCGCUCGGUACAGUCUCCAACCCACCAACGGCCACGACAACUUCGCCGCCUUGCUGAGGGACGAGAUCAAUACCUACAUUGACGUCGUCACUCCCGAUCGCCGUGAGAGUGACGGAUCCGACUUCGUGGAGGCCUUCAGAAAAUAUGGCGGCAGGAAAUCCGUCUCAGGUGUAUCACUCUUUGGGGGUGAGAGAAGUCGAGCUCUUGAUAAGCUCAGAUACUACCGUCGCCAACUCAAAGCGGUGAGCUUCUUGAUCCUCCUGGGUGUUAUCGGAGGGCCCUUGAACUACGGCAUUCGAGUGUUGUUCAAUUACCUCACGGAAUUGCGAGAAUAUCUCGUGAAUCAGUCUCCGACCUACGCGUCAAAACUCACAGUGUGGACAGUUCACACUGUCGUCUUCUCCGGUCUGGGAAUAUUCUUUACUCAACUCGCCCCCGUUGCUGCAGGCUCCGGUGUCUCACAAAUGAAAUCGAUUCUAACGGGCAUCGACCCACAGAUGUAUCUACCUGGAUAUUUCGACUCCUCGACGUUUCUCGCUAAAGUUGCUGGUUUGGUCUGCUCUGUUGGUGGAGGACUAAUUGUAGGCACGGAAGGCGCCUACGUCCACGUCAUGUCCAUCGUCACGCACCAUUUGCUCAAGACGCCUAUGUUUAAGGGGUUUUGUCUGCACCUUAACGGGAGACUUCAGUUACUGGCUGCGGCUUGUGCUGUGGGCGUGUCGUCGCUGUUUUCGUCACCAAUCGGUGGCGUUCUAUUCAGCAUGGAGGUCACAUCCACGUACUACCUCAUGUCCAACUACAUUAAAGCCUUCAUUAGCGCAGUGUCAGGAGCAGUCAUGUUACGGCUAACGCUGGUACUGGCAAAGAGUGAAUCCAACCUCGCAACGCAGGCGGUCUUGAAGACGCAGUUUCCCACUAGCCCGUUCACGAUCUGGGAAAUCCCCUUGUAUAUUUUGCUGGGCGCUGUACUGGGUCUGUUUUGCACUGCAAUGAUGUGGUUCUUGCGCAAAAUUGCUGAACGUAGGAGCGCAUUUCGACAAUCCUCCCAAAAGUGGAUGACAGUGCUCGUCACUUGGAUUGAUCCGCUGGCUGUGUCGAUAUUAACCGCAGUAUUAACCUUUGUACCUGGUGAGUACGCCCGGCACAACUCGAUGGACGACCUUGCGAUUUUGUUUACCGAAGGAGAACUCCCGUCGUCUUGGCACGUGAUAUCCAAGUACUACGCCCUCUCGAUCCUGUCCGCUGUCUUCAUGUUCCUGCUGCCAUUAUGCAUCACACUGAAGAUUCCUACUGGAAUUUGGGUGCCAACGUUCAUCGCAGGUGCUGCAUUCGGCCGCAUGUUUGGCGAGGUCGCCGCUACAGCGUUUCCUAGUCUGAACGUGAUUCCUGGUACGUACGCAUUGGCUGGUGCUGCAGCGUUUGGUACUGCAGCCACUCGAGCAGUCUCCGUGGCGGUCAUUACGCUCGAAAUCACAGCAGCGAUGUCCAUGAUCCUUCCGUUAUUUUGCGCAUCACUCGCGUCGAUGGCAGUCUCCAACCUCUUUAAAGAGAAAUCCGUCUACGACACGCUACUGAUCGUGAGUGGGAUGCCAUUCCUGCCUCUUGUGGACUUUGAACCAACUGGAACAGCAGGUGACGUCGUGGAGCCAUGCCUAGUGUACAUCACAAAGCGAACGUCGAUCGCUCGUAUCCUGCUCGCACUCCAACGACUGCCACACCACGAAAUCCCUGUGGUUGAUGAUGAAGUGUCGAUGAUCUUACUAGGAGUGGUAAGUGGCUCCCAGUUGCGAAGGUUUGUGCGGAAAUACUACGAGUUGAACGGCAUCAAUGAGGUUGACGUGGAUCUUGGCGAAAAGCCCCAGAGCGAUAAGCCUUUGCUAUCUUGGGCCACGCUAAAGGACAAACUGACGAGCACUCGAACCGACAACACUGGAGGCUUUAACGGCAUGGGCUCUAUAGAUAUCACAUACAACGCGCUGUCGACCCAGGAACACCAUUUGAUUGGAGCUGGAGGUGGCGCUGUCCCGUUCCUUAUGGAUGACUCCAAGAUGUUGGGGCUGCUAAAUGAAGGCUGGGGGAGCGACAAGGCCAAAAAGCUCAACACCAUUGUAAAAAUCACUGAAGGUCGAAUCUGUGUCAUCCGUCCCUUGGCCAUGACUGUCUCGAGUAACACGCUUCUGGACGACCUCCACAUGAUCUUCACGAUGCUGCGCUGCGACCAUUGCUUUGUAUGCGACCACGGAGCAUUAGAAGGUGUCGUCACCACCAAAGGACUGCUGCGUUCCGGCGAUUUCUCUGGUGACGCGUAA
Phytophthora infestans T30-4 is the source of this 2415-nucleotide messenger RNA. Its product is annotated as Chloride Channel (ClC) Family. Gene Ontology annotation, molecular function: voltage-gated chloride channel activity. The record is from RefSeq and is a predicted model, not a curated record. The transcript has a single exon. Gene Ontology annotation, cellular component: membrane. NCBI's taxonomy places the organism in Eukaryota, Oomycota, Peronosporomycetes, Peronosporales, Peronosporaceae. Gene Ontology annotation, biological process: transmembrane transport; chloride transport. Bases 1 to 2415 code for a protein of 804 amino acids.